CCACCUCCCCUCCUUUCGGUUGUUGUCUGACUUGUCUCCUACUCUCCUCGCCUUCCCCCUUGCCUUAGGGUUUAUCCCGCGCUCCGCCUCGCUCCGUCCCUCCCUGAUUCGCGCGAUCUCCGCGCGGCCAUGGUCUCCGGCGCGGCGCCCAACCCGGACGGGGGCGGCGCCCAAAACACCCAGCGCCCGCCGCCGCUUACUCAGGCCGGGGCCCGGACGGCCCUCGCCACGCCGCCGGCGGUCUCCGGCGGCGCCGCGCACUCCGCUUCUACCAGUGGGGGCAGCGCCGGCUCACCACCGUCCAGCCGCAGCGAGCAGCACGCCCCCGACGGUGCUGCCAAGGGUCCCGCCCUCGGGGCCGCGCCCGCGGCGGCCGCGUCCACGCCGGCCAGCGACAGCACGUUCCUCCGCUUGAAUAAUCUCGACAUCAACGGCGACGACGCGCCGUCGUCGCAGGCUCCUACGAGCAAGAAGAAAAGGAGAGGCACACGGGCAGUGGGUCCUGAUAAAGGUAACCGGGGACUGCGCCAGUUUAGUAUGAAAGUUUGUGAGAAAGUUGAAAGUAAAGGGAGAACAACAUAUAAUGAGGUGGCAGAUGAACUUGUUGCUGAGUUUACAGACCCCAACAAUAAUAUUGAGGCACCAGAUCCUGAUAACCCUAACGCGCAACAAUAUGAUGAGAAAAAUAUACGACGAAGAGUUUAUGAUGCUUUGAAUGUUCUGAUGGCUAUGGACAUUAUAUCUAAAGAUAAAAAGGAGAUCCAGUGGAAGGGCUUGCCGCGUACUAGUAUAAGUGACAUUGAAGAAAUGAAGACGGAGCUUGUGGGACUGAAAGGUAGGAUUGAAAAGAAAAGUGCUUAUCUACAGGAGCUACAAGACCAAUAUGUAGGUCUGCAAAACCUGAUUCAACGAAAUGAACAGUCAUAUGGUUCAGGAAACACGCCUUCUGGUGGAGUGGCUUUGCCAUUUAUCCUAGUUCAGACCCGACCUCAUGCUACCGUGGAAGUUGAGAUAUCAGAAGAUAUGCAGCUGGUGCAUUUUGACUUCAAUAGCACCCCAUUCGAGCUGCACGACGACUCAUACGUCCUAAAAGAAAUGCGAUUCUGUGGAAGAGAACAACAUGACAGCACUCAAGAGUCGAUAUCAAAUGGAGGUGAGAGCUCAAGCGUGUCAAAUAUUUAUUGGCAACACGUACAGCAUGUGGAAAGGCCAAACAAUGGCACAGGUAGGUUACCGAGCUCACCGCCUAUUCCAGGGAUCUUGAAAGGGCGUGCGAAGCACGAGCACUAACGCUAGGGUGUUGGUUCACUUUCCUUUUCGUCUGAGCAGUUGGUUUUAUUGCAUUUCUCCGUUGUGUAAAGGGCCCUGUAAAUUAUUAGGCAAGCGGGAGCGUAGCUUGAUCUAAUUUAGCUCUGCACCAGAUUGGUAGAACGACGGGUGCUCUAAGUAGUUGUGUAACUAUAACUAUCCUUGAAUCGGUUUCUUUAGUAUGGUUGAGAGAAGGGUUGACAUGUAAUUUUGUAGAGCCUUGUAAAAUUAAAAUUGUUGAUUUCUAUCAGGGUGAAAUUUCUGGGCACAA
Molecule: messenger RNA, 1579 nt
Organism: Zea mays
Lineage: Eukaryota; Viridiplantae; Streptophyta; Magnoliopsida; Poales; Poaceae
Exons: 9
Coding region: 130-1290 (386 amino acids)
Biological process (GO): regulation of transcription by RNA polymerase II; regulation of cell cycle
Cellular component (GO): nucleus; transcription regulator complex
Molecular function (GO): DNA-binding transcription factor activity, RNA polymerase II-specific; RNA polymerase II transcription regulatory region sequence-specific DNA binding
Source: RefSeq, marked validated